AUGUCUGCCAUGAAGGACAAGCGAGGCAACGAAGCGCGAGCUGCAGAGCGAGGCCCAUCUAGGCCAGAUGCCGUUGCUAGAACCAAGACGGUCGUGCCAGCCAUGACGGCGGCCGACGAGCCACCGCCCAAGGUUGUCAGCGCGGAUCCGGCCAUGUUUGUGCCGCUGGACUUUGACAUCACGGAGCCGAUGGAGCGACCGCGCAGUCGAGUGGACCGGGCCCAGAGUAUGCUGCAGACGGCUGACUUUUACCGGACUGGCGUGCGUCGGGGGAUGGUCUACCUGGCCGAUCUAGACCGGCGGCGGAUUCUGGCCACGGCAGCCCGGGCGGCAGCACGGCCGGGCCAGAAAGACGAUCUGGACGGUCUCGAGCCGGACGAGGCAGAUGUCCUGGUUCACAGCAUGCAGGCGCCGUUGCAGCCGGCAGCCGACCAGGCCUCGUACAUCACGACGGACCAAGAACUGGCCCAGCACAUACCACAGAUCCUGCCCAAAGCCGACGAGCCGGGACGCAAAGAAGCCGGCCGGCAGCUGCAGCAGGUCGUCGAGCUCGUGCUGGGCAAGAUGGACAGCUAUGACAGCCACAUCUGCGCCGUGCGGUCACGAUGGGCAGCCGAUCUGGAGAGGGAGCAAAAGGCCGCAGUAGCCGAGCAGUUCGGCAAGCUAUCCACUACAGACGACGCUGUCGGGCCUGCAGCAUCACAGGCUCAGGAAGCAACGGCAACAUCGUCGGAAGACGUGGGGAUGACAGGCACCUGA
Messenger RNA from Grosmannia clavigera kw1407, 759 nucleotides. RefSeq lists its product as uncharacterized. The record is from RefSeq and is a predicted model, not a curated record. Bases 1 to 759 code for a protein of 252 amino acids. Lineage: Eukaryota; Fungi; Ascomycota; Sordariomycetes; Ophiostomatales; Ophiostomataceae. The transcript has a single exon.